AUGCCGGCGAGAUUUGUAAUUUUGACGGAGCAUCAGCCCAUACUCUCUGAGAAGCUGCGGUCUUAUGACACGGCAGAUGCCAAGGGACGCAAGACUCUGGUUCAGAGCUUGCGCCAGAAGCUGAAGACACAGUUUGUCGACACGUCAAAUUAUGACGACAUCAUUGUGGAAACUAAAAUCCGAGAGUGGCUCAAUAACCACACCCGCCAUGCGCAGGAGAAAGUGACGAAAAAGCGUAUGCAUAUUUCUGGCAAGCCCAAUGCCUUCAAGGUGUGGGAUGCACUGGAGAGGGACAAGGUGACUGAGGCCGCGCGAGCACUCGCGGCAGAUAAGGGUUGCAAUGUCUCCAAGGUGUGGAGAGUCGCACGGAGUGCCGAAUGGGCAAAACUGUCCGAGGAGGAGCAGAAGGUGUAUGAGGAAAAGGUGGAAAGUUGGCGCAAUGGCACUCUGGAUGAUAAGACGAAAAUGAAGCUGAGAGAGCAGCGAAUGAUGCAAUAUCUGAAGAAGUUUGCCAAGACUAUGUGGGACACCAUGGGCAUUCGCAUGGCAUUCAUGCUAGCAUAUCCGAAGGAAGCGGGGAGUCUGAAGGUAGAGAUGGUGGAGGUCAACCACGCCAUCACCAAUGGAACUCCAUUCAGGGCCUAUCCUGGGUGGCUGCAUGCUUACCAGCCUCUAGCAAAGGUGUUCUCUGAGUGGGCCAAAGGCGAAUAUGGUGUGACUGAGACUACGGUGACGGUGAAGAAGACACCUGCCGAUUGCAUGCGGGCCAUGGACAAGAUUCAGUUGACGGCCAACGGUUUUCCUCUGCUCCCGUCGGUGCCCGAAGGUAUGGCGGAAGCGCCUCUCAAGGUGAUGAAGGUACAAGUUCGAGACUUCAUGAAUCAUCACUACGCAUUGGCGAAGGGUGUUCGGAACUGCAAGUCGCCAUGGACGAAGCUGAACAGCAUAGACGACAUCAAUGAGGUUAUUCCAGCGGAGAUGCUACCUGAGAACUUCCAGUGGAUCGAUCCCUCAAAGAUGACAAGUGUUCCUGUUCGUGCCCUCCUCGACCACUGGCGGGCACGCCAAGAGGAACAUGGACCUGAGCAGACCAUGCGAUUCACCCAGUACUUCAACAAGGAUGGCGAAGCUGCUCCCGCCAAGUAUGAUCCUCUUCCACCACUUGACGGAUCAGCACAGGCAUUAGAAGAAGGAUCUGAACAUGAGGUCCAAGAAGCACUCACACCGAAGAAGGCGGGGAAGGCGAAGAAGAAGGGUAAACCUGUGCGCAAGGUCACGGGAAAGGCGGCAUCGAAGGCGACAAAGGGCAAAGCGGCCCCUGGCGGAGCCAAAGGCGGUGGGCGUAAAGGCAAGAUGAAAGAUGCAUACGACUCGGAAGAUGAUGCCAGAAGCAGCCAAGACUCUGAUCAGAGUUCGCCAGAUAUACCCAGCAUGGCUUCCGAAGAAGAUACGGCCAGCGAUGAAGAUUCAGGGGAUGGCGAGAGCGUGAUUGCGAAUAAAGCGAAGGGCAAGGCAGUCACCACCACCAAUGGACGUAAGGCUAACAAUGGUGGUGCACCUCAAGCGAGUGGUAGCGGCGGUGCCAAGACGAAGGCAAAGCGAGGUCUCCAAGACCUUCCUCUGGGUGAACUGCACAGAUUUGACACAGAGGAGACCGAUGAAGCAUGGAGUGAACUGAAGCCCAGUACAAAGGAGCUCAGGCUUGAGCUUCAAGGCCGAGCCCCGCAUCUCACUGGCGGGAGUACUGUGGGGAGUACUGUGCCCCACCUCGUCAAAAGGAGAGACGUGUUUCUCGCCACCCUUUCCAUCGAACCGCGAUACCAGGAUAUGCUGAAGCAAGUCAAGAUUGCGACUGUGCCCCAGGUGUAUCGUUUCGCCAGGUAUGAUCCGAUUCCCUGGAGUGAAUGGUCAUAUGGCCAGCGCUACCUCCCGCCGUCAUUUCAUGCGGUGGACAACUUUGACAUCAUCGAGAACUGGUUGGGCGACAAACCAUGGCUGACAAAAUAUCGGUUCUUACAUCCACAGGGCGUACAACAAUCUGCACUCGUGAUUGGUAUGGCGCUGAGGGACCUCACACGAUCUCAGUUCAUUGAGGAGGGCGAACCGACCAACCUUCCCGACUAUGUGGUGAACUCGGCGAUCUCAUUUGAUGCAGUAGAGCAGCUGCUUCGCUGUUGCGAGAUCAUUACCUUGGACAUGGUGGAAGGGAACGUCACCCAUGCCAUGGUGAAGCCAGUGAGCAAGCCUGCCAUACGCGGUGCCCCACAAGGUGGCGAUGGCCUUGGGGGCCAGGAGGAGCAGGAAGGUGAUGCCUCUGCAAGAACUCACGAUGGCGCUGCUACUGCUGCCAAAGUUCACAAGGCUCACCAGCCUGCCCCCAUGGCUGACAAACCAAUCAUUCCAAGUGGAGGAGACGAAGGGCCACGCCAGGAGACCGGUGGUGGGGCCUCUGACGAUGGCGAAGAGGACGAUGCACACUUGUCCGUACCUAGCAGUGGUGCUGAACGACCACCACCGCCUCCGUUUAUACCUAAGACGAGGAAGGCCGCAGCCACGGAAGACCGUCCAUCAGGUCAAGCCAAAGCUCUCCAGGGAAGGUCGAUCACCGAUGCCCUUCAGAGUAAUAUCCCCGGCAGGAUCACUCGCAGUCAGCGUCAAGCGAUGGAUGAGUCGCCCGCCAAGAAUACCCGCAGUCAGCAUCCACUAGGAGCUGUGAAAGAUUUGAAGAAGCUUCCUGAUCCAAAGCGGAAACGUCAACCAGCACGUCCCGAGCCCGAUGGCGAAGACAGCUCUGGCGAAGACAAUCCGCCACCUCGGAAGCGUGGACGUGGUACUCGGGAUGAGUUGGUAGUGGCCUCGCCGAGGAAGAAGAAUGUGAGGGCCGAGGACUCGGAUGAUGGUGACAAGCCUCCCGCAAAGCGAAGACGAGCUCUGCCUCAGACCCCAGAGGUCAAGGACAAGGGAGAAACCAAGCUGAAGCCGGUCCGUCUGGGGAAAGCAGCUGCCAAAGUGAAAGAGAGUGGCCAAGUUGGUGCAGGUCGCAAGACCCGCAGUGGUGGCACCAGACCUUGA
Sparassis crispa is the source of this 3072-nucleotide messenger RNA. RefSeq lists its product as hypothetical. The transcript is spliced from 7 exons. Bases 1 to 3072 code for a protein of 1023 amino acids. The record is from RefSeq and is a predicted model, not a curated record. Lineage: Eukaryota; Fungi; Basidiomycota; Agaricomycetes; Polyporales; Sparassidaceae.